Molecule: messenger RNA, 2158 nt
Organism: Cucumis melo (muskmelon)
Lineage: Eukaryota; Viridiplantae; Streptophyta; Magnoliopsida; Cucurbitales; Cucurbitaceae
Product: EIN3-binding F-box protein 1-like
Exons: 2
Coding region: 194-2038 (614 amino acids)
Biological process (GO): SCF-dependent proteasomal ubiquitin-dependent protein catabolic process
Cellular component (GO): SCF ubiquitin ligase complex
Molecular function (GO): protein binding
Source: RefSeq, a predicted model, not a curated record
UCAUCAAACUUUCUCAAUUUUCUCUUCUUUCAUCACAUUCUUCUCAACCUUUGUCUUCAUUUUCAACCCCUUUAUAUUUAAUCAACGACGUUUCCAUUUAUAGUCUCCAUUUCAUUUUCUUCUUCUUUUUCCUCCUUCUUCACCUUUCCUCCAUUCAAUUUCAAAACUUUCUGUUCAUCCCUCUGUUUUCCUCAUGCCUACUCUCCUUAAUUACACUGGAGAUGAUGAAUUUCACCCCACUUCCAUGGAGGAUUUCCCCUGUUUUCUCCCCGUUUCUUCUCGCAUUAAUGUGUGUUUUCAACCCAACAAAAGGGUUCGUGCCAAUCUCAAAAUCCCAUUUCGGAGAGACGAUACAAAUCCUUCUAUUGAUGAUCUUCCUGAUGAAUGUCUCUUUGAAAUCUUUAAACGUUUGUAUAAUGGGAAAUCAAAAAGCUCUUGUGCUUGUGUUUCCAAGCGAUGGCUUAUGCUUCUAAGCAGCAUCCGAGUGGAGGAAACUGAAAAUAAUGGAUAUCUUACAAGACAUUUAGAAGGGAAGAAAGCUACAGAUAUAAGACUUGCUGCUAUUGCUAUAGGAAUCAAUAACAAGGGAGGAUUGGGGAAGCUUUCUAUUAAAGGGUUGAACUCUAUUUGUAGAGUUACUAAUGUUGGUCUUACAUCCAUAGCCUACGGUUGCUCUUCCCUUCGAGCUCUUUCGCUUUGGAAUAUCGCUUUGAUCGGGGACGAGGGGUUGUUGGAGAUAGCUAAAGAAUGCCAUUUGUUAGAGAAAUUUGAUGUAUGUCAAUGCCCUUUGAUUUCCAACAAGGCUUUGAUUGCAAUAGCUGAAGGUUGUCCUAAUUUGACUGUUUUGAGUAUUGAAUCUUGUCCAAAUAUUGGGAAUGAGGGUAUGCAAGCUAUUGGAAGAUCAUGUUCUAAGUUGGAGUCCAUCUCUAUAAAGGAUUGUUCUCUUAUUGGGGAUUCCGGAGUUUCGAGUUUGAUCUCUUCUGCUUGUUCUUCGUUGCAUAAAGUGAAGCUUCAGGGUUUGAAUAUCACCGAUUUCUCUCUUGCUGUGAUUGGACAUUAUGGAAAUGUUGUAAAUCAUUUGACCCUUUGCAGCCUAAAAAAUGUGAGUGAGAAGGGAUUUUGGGUUAUGGGAAAUGCUCAAGCUUUGAAGCUAUUGGUUUCAUUGACAAUUAGUUCUUGUCAAGGAGUUACAAAUGUAAGCCUUGAAGCCAUAGGCAAUGGAUGUAAAAGCUUGAAGCAGAUAUGUCUACAAAAGUGCAGUUUUAUUUCUGGUGAAGAACUUGCAGCCUUUUCCAAGGCUGCAAGAACUCUAGAGAGUCUCCAAUUGGAAGAAUGUAACAGAAUCACAAUUUCUGGUAUUAUCGGUUUGUUGACAAACCAUGAAUCAAACCUCAAAUCUCUAGUGCUUGUUAAAUGCUCAGGAAUCAAGGAUACAACACUGCAAUUUCCUUUGCUCUCUUACAGCUCGUCUCUUCGAUGGCUAUCGAUACGCAAUUGUACCGGUUUUGGUGCGGGAAGCCUAGCCUUAGUUGGGAGGCUGUGCUCUCAGCUUCAACACCUUGAUCUUGUGGGGCUCUAUGGUUUAACAGAUGCAGUGUUGGUUCCUUUACUUGAGAGCUGUGAAGGACUAGUGAAGGUGAAUCUCAGUGGUUGUUUGAAUUUAACCGACAAGUCGAUUCUCGCUUUAGCUCGACUCCAUGGAGCUACUCUUCAACUAGUUAAUCUUGAAGGUUGUAGGAAGAUCACUGAUCAGAGCUUGGUGGCAAUAGCAGAUAACUUACUAGUUCUCAAUGAACUAGAUGUUUCCAAUUGUGCAGUUUCGGAUCGUGGGCUCAUCGCGCUCGCUCGUGCACAGCAUAUCAAUCUGUUAAUCCUCUCAUUGGCAGGGUGUUGUGGGAUAACAAGUAGAAGUUUGCCUUCUCUUGAAAGAUUAGGAAAAACUUUGGUGGGGUUGAACCUCAAAGGAUGCAACUCCAUCAGCAAUGGCUCAAUUGAGGUUCUUGUAGAGAACCUGUGGAGAUGUGACAUCCUUGUAUAAACAAAUUUGGUUGUUUUGUUGUCCAUAUUUUUUCUCUUAACACGAAUGCUUGUUUAUACCUGAGAGCUUUUGUUGAUAAAAAUGAACUAAUUUACAAGAAUAUUAAGCAACCAAAAGACA